UAAAUACACCUGUGCUCAUGCAUAUAUAAUCAGGUUAAAAAAUGUUCAUUUCACUACACAAGACACGUAUUUUUAUCAGUGAAUCGUAUAGGAAAAUAUUUGACUUGUCAGAUAUUUUUCAGCUUUACGUAUUUCGAAUUCCAUUGUGUAAGAUCCUUGAACGAUCAUUUUUUAACUUCUGAUUGUUGUUGCACGUGUACACGAAGACGUCACGUGAACACGCAAUUCGUUCCGCGAGAAUAUGUUGCGUCGCAGGGUCAAUUAAACUAACCAACGACAGUAGGUUCAAGAUCAACCAUCACAGCACGCGGUACCAUCUUUCCGGAACUGGUUUCGUUGAAAAAGCAUAAGUGCCUGUAGUGCGUGUAAACGAAUCAAUCAUGGAUGCUAGCAAGAAGUAUGAUAAUCCUAAUCCUCAGUUGUCAGCAAACAUUUUUAGUAAAUUAAUAUUUUGGUGGUUGAAACCUUUGUUCUGGUAUGGAAAGGACCAUGAUCUUGAACUUAAAGAUAUAUAUAAUGUAAUGCCAAGCGAUGUUAGUCAACAUCUUGGAGAUAAACUUGAAAGGAAUUGGCUAAAAGAGAUUAAAGUGGCUGAGAAAGCUCAUAGAAAGCCUAGAUUUUUCACUGCGUUACGAAAAACAUUUACAUGGUCCUUUGCUUAUUACGGAGGAUGGCAGUGUUUUUUAUCGGUCGUUAUAAGAGUUUUACAACCAUAUGUGCUGGGUCUGUUAAUUUGGCACUUUGAUCCUAGAGCUGUAUCUACUGCCAGUGAAGCAUAUAUUUAUGCUACUGCUGUUGUACUUAUGACUUUUUGCGGGGCUUUUAUUAUUCAUCAUUCAAAUUUAGGUUUAAUGGAAGUUGGAAUGAGAGUUAGGAUAGCUUGUUCUUCCUUAAUGUAUAGAAAGAUUUUACGUCUAUCAAAAUCUUCUACCAACAUUACUACUCCAGGGCAGAUUAUAAAUUUGCUAUCAAAUGAUGUUGGGAGAUUUGAACAGUUGUUUAUAACAUUACAUUUCAUUUGGAUAUUACCAAUUCAAGGAGCUCUAAUUGCGUUUAUGAUUUGGAAAAAUGUUGGAAUUGCUGCUUUAGCCGGUGUUGUUCUUAUAAGCAUCCAAACUAUACCACUUCAGGGGUAUAUGGGGAAAUGGAUAUCAAAAUUGCGAUUGAAAAUUGCGAUAAGAACAGACGAAAGAGUACGUUUAAUGUCAGAAAUUAUUAGUGGAAUUCAAGUUAUUAAAAUGUAUACUUGGGAACUGCCGUUUGAAAAGCUUGUUAGUCUUGUUAGAAGUCGAGAGGUAGACAUCCUUACACUUACGUCGUACUUACGAGGUUUUACUUUAGCCACUUUUGUGUUCACUGAACGAUCAACAUUAUAUUUUACAAUUCUGACAUAUGUACUUCUCGGAAACGUUAUAUCCGCUGAUAAAGUAUUUUCAAUGGCGCAGUACUUUAAUAUUCUGCAACUUACUAUGGCAAUUUUAUAUCCCAUGGCUGUAUCAGCUGCUGCAGAAGCCUCUGUAUCCAUUAAAAGGCUCGAGGAGUUCCUUACAUUGAAAGAGAAUAACACUAUGAUUAAUCCUCCACAAACUGGAGAUGGCAGUAUUAUAAUGAAAAAUAUUACUGCAUCUUGGUCCGACAACGCGAUUGUAAAUACGUUACAUGACAUUAAUGUUAAAAUAGAACCCGGAAAACUGUAUGCCGUUGUUGGUCUAGUUGGUGCAGGAAAGAGUUCCUUCCUUCAAUUAAUUUUAAGAGAGUUACAACAAACUUAUGGAGAAAUAUGUGUAAAUGGUAGUGUGUCUUAUGCUAGUCAAGAAGCGUGGCUAUUUUCAGGCACGGUACGAAAUAAUAUUCUUUUCGGGCUACCUUAUGAUAAAGAAAAGUAUAACGAGGUUGUUAAAGUGUGUGCUCUCUCAAAAGAUUUUCAACAAUUUAACUAUGGUGAUAAAACGUUUGUUGGAGAUAGAGGCGCAGCCCUUAGCGGUGGACAACGCGCUAGAAUAAAUUUAGCUAGGGCUGUGUACAGAAGUACAGAUAUUUAUUUACUAGAUGAUCCGUUAUCCGCGGUCGACACUCACGUGGGAAAACAAUUAUUUAACGAGUGCAUCAAAAGUUACCUCCGAGAUAAGACAAGAAUUCUAGUAACUCAUCAAAUACAACAUUUAAGAAAUUGUGAUUAUAUUAUUCUGUUAAAUAAUGGCAAAAUCGAGUUUCAAGGGACAUUUACAGAGCUUCAAGCGAAACGUAUAGAUUUUCUAAAAACACUAUCAUUAGAAGAAAGUAAAGGAGAUGCCGAAGUCGUAGAAGUUGGAACAAAUAAUACGCUUGAUGUAGCCAUCGCGUCUGGUAACGAUAAAGACGAUGACGAAGCUGAACCAGAGGAAACAGAGGAAUUAAUGGCUAAAGGAGAUCUUUCUAAAUCACUUUACUGGAAAUACUUCAGAGCUGGAGGUUCUGUGAUGAUGAUUUUGUGCUUUCUGAUUACUUUAAUCCUAGGACAAAUAGGAAGCAGUGGUAGCGACUACUGGGUUGCUUAUUGGACAAGACAAGAGGAAAUGCGUAUAAAAAAUGAUCACGAUAAUCAUACAUUAGAAAUACUUAAAAGUAAUUUUACAAAUCCACUUGCUUUUACUGAAAAUAUGAAUGAAACAAUGAACGACACGUUCCCAUUUGAUUUAAAUGUUUCUACCGUAGAACCAGAAUUAUCGACGUCCUUAGAAAACAGAAGUGCUAAUAAUAGUGUGUGGACUAUGAAUGCAAUUUCCACAGAUACGUACUAUCUUGAUUACGAAACAGCUUUAUGGAUUUACGGUGCCUUUAUCUUUGCAAGCAUAUUGUUUACUUCCAUAAGAAACCUCGUAUUUUAUAAGCUGUGCAUGAACGCCAGCAAAAAUCUUCAUAAUCUCAUGUUUUCUUGUUUGCUUAAAGCCCCGAUGUUAUUUUUCGACACACACCCAUCUGGUCGUAUCUUAAAUCGUUUUUCCAAGGAUGUUGGAGCUGUCGAUGAAGUAUUACCGAGAACAAUGAUAGAAUCUGUCCAAAUAUUUGCAGUGAUGGUUGGAAUUUUAGCUCAAGUUUUGAUUAUCAACUGGUGGACACUAUUUCCAAUGAUUGUCAUGGGUUUCUUAUAUUGGCAAAUAAGAAAUAUUUACCUUAAAACUGCGCAAACUAUGAAACGUUACGAAGGAACCACAAAAAGCCCUGUAUUCUCACAUGUCAGUUCCUCCUUAUUGGGGUUGACAACAAUUCGCUCAGCUUGCGCGCAAGACAUGGUUCGUAAAGAAUUUGACGUUCAUCAAGAUCUUCAUACUAGCGCUUACUAUUUGACUCUAGUAACAGGCGUUGCUUUUGGAUUUGCAUUAGAUAUCGUCUCCAUUUGUUUCAUUACUUUUAUUACGUAUAGCUUCAUCAUAUUUGACACGGGAGAUACAUACGCGGGAAAUGUAGGUUUAGCUUUAUCACAAGUAUUAAUUCUGUGUGGAAUGCUUCAACACGGAAUGCGUCAAACGGCUGAAACAAUUGCACAAAUGACAAGUGUAGAACGAAUCUUACAAUUUACGCAACUCGAAAAAGAGGGACCAUUCGAAAGCGAACCAAACAAGAAACCGUCCACGCAAUGGCCUUCCGAUGGUGGAAUCACUUUUGAUCACGUUUAUUUGCGUUACGCAGACUCGAUGCCUCCGGUUCUUAAAGACUUAUGUUUUGUCAUAAGACCGGGUGAAAAGGUAGGAAUAGUCGGUCGUACUGGUGCCGGUAAAACCUCUCUAAUAUCAGCCUUGUUUCGCUUAACGAAACUUGAGGGUGCUAUUUACAUAGAUAAUAUAGAUACAAAAGAAGUAGGUCUCCAUGACUUAAGAAAGAAAAUCUCUAUCAUUCCGCAAGAACCUAUUUUAUUUUCGGCGACACUUCGAGAUAAUCUCGAUCCAUUUCAUAAUUUCGAUGAUGCUACUCUUUGGGCUGCGCUCGAGGAUGUAGAACUAAAAGCAUCGGUAUCCUCACUAGAUUAUUACGUGGAGCAAGGAGGAGCCAACUUUAGCGUAGGGCAAAGACAAUUGAUUUGUCUAGCACGUGCAAUUCUUAGAAAUAAUAAAAUUCUGCUUCUUGAUGAAGCAACAGCUAACGUGGAUCCUACCACGGAUGCUUUAAUACAAAAAACUAUUCGGCAAAAGUUCAAAAAUUGCACGGUACUAACCAUUGCACAUAGAUUGAACACGAUAAUGGAUAGCGAUGAAGUGUUAGUCAUGGAUCACGGUCAAGCAGUCGAGUUUGAUCACCCAUAUAUUUUACUUAAAAAUGAAUCAAGUUACUUUAGCAGCAUGGUCAAAGAAACUGGAAAAACAAUGGCCGAACAACUUAGAAAUAUUGCAAAAGAGGCUUAUAAUAACGUUUCCAACAAUACGGAAUCACAAUUAUCGCCACAAACUGGCAAUGGCAAAGCCAUUUCCAAAGAUGAUUAAAGCAUGAAUAUGCUUCUAAAGAUUUAUAUGAAUAUUAGUAAAUCAUGCAACGUCCGUACUUUUUUAUGUACUUAUUUAAUUAUUUUUAAGAACAGUACGUACUUAUUUUAUAAUUGCAAACUUUAAAAUAAUCUAUAGAAUGGAUUUAAAAUUAUUGUAAAGUCAAAUAUUUAAUUUUGAUACAUUUUUGGAAUACUUUAAUGUACUAGCUUAGAUCUCGUAUAACUUUGACACUUAACAAUAUUGUUCCUAUUAAAUAUAUUCGGAUUUACUAUUUAACACGACAUAGCGACAGUACGUGAAUAGUAUGAAAUAUGUUUUUAUGCCAACAGUGGUCCAUUUGCGAGAAAUUAAGCGCUAAAGAUUAUUGUACCUUAUAUACUAAUAUUUUGAUAUUCUUUGAACACAGAGUAUUACAAAACAUAUUUUAUAUAUUCUGCUUUAAUGUUCCAACACGCAUGAUUUUAUAAGCAAUAUUGUACAAUGUCAAGAAAGAUUAUUAUAUUAAAUAUUGUAUAAAUAUA
Molecule: messenger RNA, 4981 nt
Organism: Megachile rotundata (alfalfa leafcutting bee)
Lineage: Eukaryota; Metazoa; Arthropoda; Insecta; Hymenoptera; Megachilidae
Product: ATP-binding cassette subfamily C member 4
Biological process (GO): transmembrane transport
Cellular component (GO): membrane
Molecular function (GO): ATP hydrolysis activity; ATP binding; ABC-type transporter activity
Source: RefSeq, a predicted model, not a curated record